GGCAACCAAAGCCUUUUGCGGCACGCAGACCCUUUGUGUGUAACGCCCCUUGCCGCACGACUGACUCGGAGAGUCAGGACUCGGGGCUCAGGACCCUGGGGGAGGACAAGGAGGCGGAUUAUAGUUUACUUCAACUCUCUCUCUCUUUCUGUCUCUACUUCCAUAUUAUCUCAUCAGCUUCAAGUCUCAAGUCUCAACUGAAUCUAAGAUCGCAGAGCAGAGCAGAGCAAUGGCGGCCAUAAGCUCUCUUGUUGUAAACGUCCCCCAAAUCCGUCCGUCCCGGAGAAUAAGCAGAGACGACGACACUUAUUUGAAUAAGCGGCUGAAUUCGGUGGUCUGUAUUCGCCGUGCUCGUGGCCCUCUUACCCCUUUACAUAUCAAUCGUCUGUCUUUACUUUCUCCAACCAGGCGUCUACUUGAAGCUGCUGCAGGUAGAUCAGGUGUACAUAGAAAGAAGAUUAAUGCUUGGGAACAAUGUGUCUCCAUGCUUGGAGAGCCAGUGACUGAAGCACUUUUUCCAGGAAAGUAUAACUGCAUUACUAGCUCUUUUUGCCAAAACAACGGUCGUCGUCGCUGUAGGACAUCUACACCGAGUGUCUUUAAUGACAGAACUUCUUUUUGUUUAUCCAAGCCUAAACUUGGCAAAGUUGCUGGCAAACAUGCUCAUGUUUCAUACGCAACCGUGGGCCCAGAUGAGCCACACGCAGCAAGUACAGCCUGGCAAGAUGGUAUUCUGGAGAAACAGGAGCUGGAUUUAUUAUAUCCUGGAGUAGAAAAAACAGAGUUAGAGGGGUUUUUAAGUUCUGAAAUUCCAUCUCAUCCAAAGUUGUAUCGAGGGCAACUAAAAAAUGGGCUGCGCUAUCUGAUCUUACCAAAUAAAGUUCCCCCAAACAGGUUUGAAGCACACAUGGAAGUUCAUGCAGGAUCAAUCGAUGAGGAAGACGAUGAACAAGGAAUUGCACAUAUGAUUGAACAUGUUGCUUUCCUUGGAAGUAAGAAACGUGAGAAACUUCUUGGGACAGGGGCUCGAUCUAAUGCUUACACUGACUUCCAUCAUACAGUGUUUCACAUCCAUUCGCCCAUUAGUUCAAAGGAUUCUGAUGGUGAUCUGCUUCCGUAUGUACUGGAUGCCUUGAAUGAGAUUGCUUUUCACCCGAAAUUCCUUUCUUCUCGUGUUGAAAAAGAACGGCGUGCGAUUCUGUCAGAAUUACAGAUGAUGAAUACUAUAGAUUAUCGCGUUGACUGCCAGUUAUUACAACAUCUGCAUUCUGAAAACAAGCUUAGCAAAAGGUUCCCGAUUGGGUUAGAAGAGCAGAUUAAGAAGUGGGAUGUAGAUAAAAUAAGGAAAUUCCAUGAGCGUUGGUACUUCCCUGCAAAUGCAACCUUAUACAUUGUUGGGGAUAUUGAUAACAUCUCAAAAACGAUUUACCAGAUUGAAGCUGUCUUUGGACAAACUGGCCUAGAAAAUGAGACAGUUCCUGCACCUGCUCCUAGUGCUUUUGGUGCAAUGGCUAGUUUCCUUGUGCCCAAGCUUUCAGUUGGGCUGACUGGAAGUUCUUCUAAUUCCGUUGAUCAAGCUAAAAUCUUUAAAAAGGAAAGGCACGCAGUUCGUCCUCCUGUGAAACAUAAUUGGUCACUUCCUGGAAAUAAUAUGGAUUUGAAGCCUCCACAGAUUUUUCAGCAUGAAUUGAUUCAAAAUUUUUCAUUUAAUAUGUUCUGCAAGGUUCCUGUGAGCAGGGUUCAAACAUAUGGUGACUUGCGAAAUGUUCUAAUGAAGAGAAUAUUUCUGUCUGCUUUGCAUUUCCGGAUUAAUACAAGAUACAAGAGUUCAAAUCCACCAUUUACUUCAAUUGAAUUGGAUCAUAGUGACUCUGGAAGGGAAGGUUGUACUGUCACUACUCUUACGGUAACUGCUGAACCCAAGAAUUGGCAAAGUGCAAUUAGAGUUGCUGUACAAGAGGUUAGAAGGCUCAAGGAAUUUGGUGUUACUAAGGGUGAAUUAACUCGCUAUAUGGAUGCCUUAUUAAAAGAUAGUGAACAUCUGGCGGCUAUGAUAGAUAAUGUGUCUUCUGUUGAUAAUUUGGAUUUUAUUAUGGAGAGUGAUGCGCUGGGGCAUACAGUAAUGGAUCAGAGGCAAGGACACGAGAGUUUGGUUGCUGUUGCUGGAACAGUUACUCUUGAAGAGGUCAACUCUAUUGGCGCCAAGGUGUUGGAAUUUGUUUCUAAUUUUGGAAAUCCUACUGCACCUCUUCCUGCAGCGAUUGUUGCUUGUGUUCCAAAGAGAGUGCAUGUAGAGGGAAUAGGUGAAACUGAGUUCACCAUUUCCUCUAAUGAGAUUAUAGCUGCUACGAAAGCUGGAUUGGAGGAACCCAUUGAACCUGAACCAGAGCUUGAGGUGCCAAAGGAAUUGAUAUCUUCGUUGCAGUUACAGGAAUUAAGGCAGCAGUGCAUGCCAUCCUUCAUUCCCCUUAGUCCAGAAAUAAAUGUGACUAAAGUUUAUGACAAAGAAACGGGGAUCGCUAAAUGUCGUCUGUCAAAUGGAAUUUCUGUAAAUUACAAGAUUUCAAAAAGUGAGGCAAGGGGAGGCGUAAUGCGGCUUAUAGUUGGCGGUGGACGGGCAGCUGAAAGUUCGGAGUUCAGAGGUUCUGUUGUUGUGGGUGUACGAACUCUUAGUGAGGGAGGUCGUGUUGGCAACUUCUCAAGGGAGCAGGUAGAACUGUUCUGUGUGAAUCACCUGAUUAACUGCUCAUUGGAGUCCACCGAGGAAUUUAUUUCUAUGGAAUUCCGUUUUACUUUAAGAGAUAAUGGAAUGCGUGCGGCUUUCCAGUUGCUUCAUAUGGUACUUGAGCAUAGUGUCUGGCUGGAUGAUGCAUUUGAUCGAGCAAGGCAAUUGUAUUUGUCAUAUUAUCGGUCCAUUCCCAAAAGCUUGGAGCGCUCAACUGCUCACAAACUCAUGUUAGCAAUGAUGGACGGAGAUGAGCGGUUUGUAGAGCCUACACCAAAGUCAUUGCAAAAUUUGACAUUGCAAUCUGUGAAGGAUGCAGUGAUGAACCAAUUUGUAGGCAGUAACAUGGAGGUAAGUAUUGUUGGGGACUUCUCAGAGGAGGAUGUUGAGUCUUGUAUUCUUGAUUACUUGGGAACCGUAAGAUCGAAAGAAAAUUAUGAGAUGGAGAAUGCUUAUAAUCCUAUCGUAUUCCGAUCAUCUCCUUCUGAUUUGCAGUCUCAGCAAGUAUUCUUGAAAGAUACGGAUGAGAGAGCAUGUGCAUAUAUUGCAGGCCCUGCACCAAACCGAUGGGGUUUUACAGUCGAUGGCAAAGAUCUGUUUGAGUCAGUUAGUCAUAUUUCAACUCACGAUGAUGCAGAACUGAAAUCGGAGGAGCUGCUUAUGGUGGAUGAGGAUACUCAGGAUGUGCAAAGAAAACUCCGUGGCCAUCCCCUGUUCUUUGGCAUCACAAUGGGGCUCCUGGCUGAGAUUAUAAAUUCUAGGCUUUUUACGACUGUCAGAGACUCUCUUGGAUUGACAUAUGAUGUAUCAUUCGAGUUGAACCUUUUUGAUAGGCUGAAUCUUGGAUGGUAUGUCGUAUCUGUAACAGUCAACCCCUGCAAAGGUGUUCACAAAGCUGUGGAUGCAUGCAAGAAUGUCCUUAGAGGUUUACAUGGCAACAAGAUUUCCCAAAGGGAGUUGGACAGGGCAAAGCGGACCCUUCUGAUGAGGCAUGAAGCUGAGAUCAAGUCAAAUGCGUAUUGGCUUGGACUGUUAGCUCAUUUGCAGGCUUCUUCUGUUCCAAGGAAGGACAUAUCUUGCAUCAAAGAUCUCACAAAUUUAUAUGAGGUUGCUUCUAUUGAGGACAUAUACCUUGCAUAUGAUCAAUUGAAAGUAGGUGAUGAUUCUUUGUACUCAUGCAUUGGAGUUGCUGGAGCUCAAGCAGUAGAUGAAAUAACUGAAGUCGAAGAAUCAGAUGAUGGCUUUCCAGGAAUCUUCCCUGUUGGGCGUGGUUUAUCAACUAUGACACGGCCUACAACAUGACCUUCUUAUAUGAUACUCGCAGUCUCGCAUGUAUUAAAGAGAUAUUUAGCACUAAGGUAUAUUCACAAGCUUUUGAGGUUCUUAUUUUUCUUCUAGUCUGGCCUUUAUGGGGGGAGGGCGCUGGAAAGUACUUUGUAAUGAAAUUUGGCUGCAAAGUACUGAAGUACUCACUUCUCUGAGGCGCUGAAAUUUUAUCCCGCCGGGGGGUUGCAGUAAAGUCCAAUGGAUGGCAUUUCCCCUUGUAUUUUGACUUUACAAAUUUGUCAGUAGGUCCAAUUGAGAAUUGCAGACCACUUGAUGUUAAAUGUCCUCAUUGCCAUAGUUGUGGCUGAACAAAUUGUAUGCAGCUGGUGUGACAAUGCCUCAUCCACUGAUGCUGAUUGCA
Pyrus x bretschneideri (Chinese white pear) is the source of this 4412-nucleotide messenger RNA. RefSeq names its product stromal processing peptidase, chloroplastic. Gene Ontology annotation, molecular function: metal ion binding. Lineage: Eukaryota; Viridiplantae; Streptophyta; Magnoliopsida; Rosales; Rosaceae. The coding region runs from base 230 to 4027 and encodes 1265 amino acids. The record is from RefSeq and is a predicted model, not a curated record. The transcript has 24 exons.